AUAUUUUAGUGGCCUGGUAAUAGGAAAGGAAAAUCCCCUUACACCCUCUCGAAACCAUCGGGUUGAGGUUGGAGCUUGGAACUGUGAAUUCGAUGACACAGAUUCCGAAGCAUACAUUGGAAUUCGAAGAAUGCAGUGAUAAUAGGCCCUCAAAGAUAUCAAAAGUGGAGUAUCCUAGUGACGGUGACCACGAAGAGCAAGGGAUGAGCCAAAACCCUAGGAUUCAACGCUAUUUGGUUGCAUUUGAGUAUAUUGGAACUCGCUUUUCUGGUUCUCAGAAACAGCUAAAUUGCCGUACCGUCGUUGGUGUGCUUGAGGAAGCUUUUGGUAAAUUUGUUGGCCAGCCAGUCUCUGUCUUUUGUUCAAGCCGAACUGAUGCUGGAGUGCAUGCCUUGUCAAAUGUUUGUCACGUGGAUAUUGAACGCAUCAGCAAAAGGAGGCCUGGUGAAGUGCUACCACCUCAUGAACCUGCUGUGGUUAGAAGGGCUGUGAACCAUUUCUUACAGAAGCAUGACAGUGACUUAAUGGUUAUUGAUGUUCGAUGUGUUCCAUCUGAUUUUCAUGCCAGAUAUAAAGCACAAGAGCGCACAUACUCCUAUCGUUUGCUGUCUGGGCCUGAGCCUUUGUCAACCUUUGAGAAAGAUCGAGCAUGGCACAUACCUGAGGAGCUUAAUCUUCCAGCAAUGCGAGAAGCAUGCAGAGUUCUUGUUGGACACCAUGAUUUUAGUUCCUUCAGAGCAGCUGGUUGUCAGGCAAAAUCACCCAUUAGAACUUUAGAUGAGCUCAGUGUCAGUGAGGUAACUGAAAGUCCAUAUUUUCCAUCUGUUACGGAUAGAGAACAACAUAAUAAAGUCAAUGGUGAUAUUCCUAGCUGCCAAAGCAACUCUGAAACUGACAUUCCUCCUAGUUCUAGUCCAAGCAUUGAUAAAGUAACAUCAUCUAGUCAAGAUGCAGGAUUUGGCAAAAGAAGGCGACAUCGAUGCUUGGUAGUAACAGCACGGGCACGUUCUUUUCUGUACCAUCAGGUUAGACUACUUGUUGGCGUUCUCAAGGCUGUUGGCACUGGAAACUUAACAAUUCCAGACGUUGAAAGAAUUUUGAAUGCAAAGACUGUUACAGCCGCAAGUCCAAUGGCCCCGGCAUGUGGUCUCUACCUAGGAGAGGUAAAAUAUGAUCUACCUACUAGUUAGUAGACAUUUCAGGGUCUUUCGGAAACACGCAGGGAUUCAAGCAAACCUUACGUAGGUUGAGAUGGACUGGAAUUUGUCAUGUUUAAAUGUGCCAUUUAUAAGGAUUUUAUUUAGGUCCACUAGCAGUGGAUUAAUGUUGAGCCUUUAGUUUUUGUUUACCGAUACUCAGCCUCCCAUCAUUACUUUUUUCUUUUGUUUUCUUUUACUCAAAAGAGAACGAUUAAAGUCUUU
This is a messenger RNA of Abrus precatorius (Indian licorice), 1421 nucleotides long. Its product is annotated as tRNA pseudouridine synthase A. Lineage: Eukaryota; Viridiplantae; Streptophyta; Magnoliopsida; Fabales; Fabaceae. Gene Ontology annotation, molecular function: pseudouridine synthase activity; RNA binding. The coding region runs from base 93 to 1190 and encodes 365 amino acids. The record is from RefSeq and is a predicted model, not a curated record. The transcript has 10 exons. Gene Ontology annotation, biological process: tRNA pseudouridine synthesis.